Molecule: messenger RNA, 3522 nt
Organism: Porites evermanni
Lineage: Eukaryota; Metazoa; Cnidaria; Anthozoa; Scleractinia; Poritidae
Source: the annotation of a GenBank genome assembly
AUGUCCAGUCAAAGUAACGGACGCUUUGUGUCUUUACCAGACAGCGAAAAUGAUUCAAAGGUAAAGAAUAUCGUUGUGCUAAUAACACGUCUUUGAUCCAGUCUUGCUUUGUUUAUAGAUGUAGUUUGUUGAGUGGUGUUGAUUUAAUUUCUGUGGUGACUCAUCAUUAUUUUAUUUCUAGGUCAUAACAAAGGAAGAUGUUAGUCUUUCAAGACUGACAAAGCCGUCACCUCUACAAAAAAGACUAGGUUAGCCGGGCAUUUUCAUAAAUUAAGACUUAAGCUUAACUUUUAAUUUCGAUUCGUAUUUAGAAUGAUCCUUUUUGGGGAGUGUUGCAAUAGAUUAAAACUUUUAUCUAUCUUAGGUCAUCCACCCUGUUUAAAUCCUAAUCUACGUCUUCUUUAUUUGGCUUUAACAAAACCAAAAUAAGAAAAUUUUGGUGAGAACAAAAUUUCUUUUUAUUAUUUGAGCUUAUCAAAGCUCACUUAAGUGCUUCAUGUCGAUUGAUGAUGAAUUAUUUAAGGUUACAUACAGUUGUUUUAUGUAUACUGGAGUCAUAUAUUUUCAUGAAGCCAUCAUUUGUAUCGUAUUAUAAAAUAACUUUUUUGCAAACGUUUCCCUGCUGUUAUUGAAACAAUUCUUGGGGCAAUAUUAAUUUUAUAUCUUAUUAUCUUUAAGAUGGCUUCUCAAAUCUAGCUGAUGAGUUUUAAUCAGCCAAUAUUAAAGCUCACUUGGGUAUUAUGCAGAGUGCUGAAUGGCCACAGAACACCACACAACUCUGAAGUUUAGUGAUUAAGGUUAGAAAACUGGGUGAAUCAAUUUCCAGUGAGGGUUAUUAUAUAUUGGGCAAACUAAACUGGAACUUGACUCACUCAGUUUUCUAACCCGAUAAUUGCUGAACUUUAGUUAUUCACUGUGCAGAUUUAUUAAGCCUUAUAAGCAUUGGGACGGAAGGGGAGGUGAUCAUUCAGUAGUACGGUCACAUUAAUUCACAUUAAAUCUAAAAGAUGAUGAGAAUUUCAAGAUAUUCUUUGAGAAGCCAUGAUCCUCUUGAAAUAAACUGUUCAUUUUGCCAACAAGUUUUUGACAGUCAAAUGGCUUUUGUUACUUUUAGGGGACUGUCGCUCUAUAGAGGAAAUAAGCAAAAACAUUUCAGCAAAUAAUAUUUACCUGUGAUGUUUCAAAGAAUUUGGAUGUCAUUUUUCAACCCAAAAUUUGCAUUGUUGCCUAUUUGCACAUCAAAGUCCAAGCUGAUUAAAUAUGUCAAGUGCUGUGAAUUUUCUUUACUUUUUGUUUGACAUGUAGAAGAACAGCUUCAAAAAUCAAGAAAAUCAACCACCUCAAAUGGAACUCUUCGAAAAGGACAUACAAAUGGGUAGGUUACAAGUUUACUGCACUAGGGUUUUAAGGCCAGAGGUUUGUUCAGAGAAUGUGAUUGAUUGACAGUAUCUCUUGCUGGGAUUCCUAGAACAAUAUUAAUUUUUCACCAAAAGUAUAGUCUCCGAUCUGGAGACGUUUCUCCUUGCUGAGGGACGUUUCGUGAAACGUCCCUCAGUGGCGAUGAGCGAGGAGAAAUGUCUGCCGUUCGCAGGCUACCAAAAGUAAAUCUUAAGCUUGAGGUGUUUUGUGCCUUUACAUUUAAUUAUGAUCAUGUGACAUUCCAUGUGACCAAAAAUUGAAAAUGAAGGAAAUUGGUGAAUUGGUGGCAAAUAUACUUUGUUUGGAUAAAUGAAUUGGAAAAAAUAAAUUGGUAUUUCUAAACAUGCAGCACCAAAGCUUGUACAUGUACAUACAUUGUAUGUGUGUUCUAAGAGGUUUUUUUGCAUGUAAACAUUCCAAAUUCCCUGAAGAUAAAAUGAAAUCUGCCUCAUUCUUAUUAUUCAUUGGACUUUGCAACAGAUGAGCAUUUUCAUAUAUAACUCAUUUAUUUUAUAACAAAAUUUCCAGACUAGCAAGCCAUCAAGACUGUAUUUUAAAUCCUGUUGACUUUGUGUACUUGUCCUGAGGCAGACUCUAAUUUUCUAACUUUCUUACUUUUAUUUUAAUAGGGUUUCAUCAAGCAAAAAUGGUACAAUAAGACAUAGUAGUAAUUCAGAUGAAAGACCUUUAUUUCAAGUAGAAUCUGACAGGUACUGUAAGUCAAAUGAAUACAAUGUUGCAGUGAUGUUAAUAGCUGAGAAGUAUAAGAAGUAAAAGUUAUUAAUUGACAGAAUUAUAGUAUUCUCUUCAGUCAUUAGUUAACAAAUAACUAUAGUUAAUAAUUAUUUGGCUGGUUGUUUUGUUUUUUUAACAGUGACGAGGAGCUAAAUGUCACCCAUUUUACCAAACCACCUAAUGUUUCUGUGACACAGAAUUCUAAGGUAAGUGGAGGUAUUUAGAAACGUAGCCCUGACUUCAAAAUUUGUUUUACACCACAUUCAUUUGAACAAAUAAUUAUUUAUUGUUAUAUUCUUUUGCAUUCAACCUUUUUUUAUUAGCCUCCUCUAUUAUCACUGACAUCAACAAAUACUUUCUUUUCAUCUUAUUAGAAUCUCGCAGACUGUACACAGCAGCUUUUAAAAGAUGGAUACAGGUUAGAGUGGCAAUCAUUUAUGUUUGUGUAACUUGUCGAAAAAACGUACGAAAGUGAUCGUCUUAUGGUGCACAAAUGUAGUUAGUCCUAAAACUUAAAGUAUAAUAAUUAUGUCUUCACAGUCAAUUAAUACCUGAAACCACAAAGGCUGAGCCAUGCAUGAUCAUUGUAUCAGUUCUCAUUGUUUUAACAUUUGAUCAUGAGGUUGAAACAUGUAUACAACUUGUACUGUCUGUCCAAGGCUCGAAAGAAACUUUAAUUCCCACUUGUCCAGUGGUUGCACCUAUUGCUUGCCCAUAGCCACUUCCUGCUCAUCUUAGUCCAUGAGUUUGGUAGAGGAUGACCUGGCUUUACCCUUGCCCCAGCAAGAAAGUCUACUUGUCCCGGACAACUAGACUGCAUGGGACUUUUUUCUAGCCCUGUUGUAGCUAAAACAUCAUGUAAAUAUAACUGUAUACUUAUCUUAGAGGGACCCUGACUUACUUUCUAAUGAUCAAAGAGAUAGGUUUUACUUUUUAAGGAGGUGUGCAUGUUGCAUCUUGGAUGCAGUCAUUGCUUUGCUUCAGCCAAUGAAAAUAUUUUAUUGCCACUUUUGUUUCCUAACUGACAACAGCAAGGCUCGAUUUCCAGGCACCUUUUUGCAUCCUUCUUCCAGAGACAGUUGGAUCACUGGUCUGUGCUGCUUCCACCCUUUUUUAAUUCAUAGUGAUCCUUAGCCAUGUUGUGUGUGAAGAAACAUGCAAAAUGGCUGGUAAUCAAUCCUAAAAAACCACAGUGUGUAAUUUUCUUGGUUGUGGUCCUAUUCAUUUUUGGAAAAAUGAUUUGUUUUUAUUCACAGACUAGAUGAAAUAUCUGAUGAAGAGGACUUAGAUCUUAUACCACCACGGCCUGUGGAUGAUAGAUGUCAAUGCUGUGGAGCUGUGACGUUGCAGGGCUGUGUCAUUUCCUGA